This is a messenger RNA of Nannizzia gypsea CBS 118893, 1938 nucleotides long. RefSeq lists its product as hypothetical. The record is from RefSeq and is a predicted model, not a curated record. The transcript is spliced from 2 exons. NCBI's taxonomy places the organism in Eukaryota, Fungi, Ascomycota, Eurotiomycetes, Onygenales, Arthrodermataceae. Bases 1 to 1938 code for a protein of 645 amino acids.
AUGGAACCAGGGGCAACCUAUGUCCAGAAACUCGCCUCAGGAAAAGUCGGAUUCGUUCGUCGUCCGAUAAAGAUCAAGCCGACAAAGUCGAUACUCGCCGAUGCAUUUCUGCCUAACCGAGACGGCUCUUCAUGGAGUUUCCCCUAUACAUACAGCCCGGGUGCUCACCCCGUUGACCCAGUUGAGGUUAAGGAGACACACCAACCCAUACCUUUGACGGACGGCCCAGCUCAGACGCAUAAUUAUGGGCGAGAGUACCAACUGGCUACAAGAAAAUUUGAACCGGCAAUAUCUAAUCUGUAUCAUCGUGAUGCUGCUCUUCUUCCUCCACCAGCACCAUCCCCUAUUCUCGAGCCGCAAAGCCCAACCUACUCCAGGGCCCACGCAGCUCCAGCAGCAGAGACAAGACACAGAUGUGCAGUUUGUGGACGGUACCGUUCUCCUUCAUAUCAGUAUCGGCAUCCGAUUAUCCCAGGCCAGAUACCUCCCACCAGCGUAUGCCGAAAAUGCAGGUUCACCUAUACUUCCAGUGGGGAGAGCACUACUGAAAGCGACGAUACCGAGAGGCGACCUAGAAGAGGUCGAAGACACAGUAGAAGGAGACGUAGUAGAUCCAGGCCUGUUCUUGACAAGGAGCAUCCUACUCAACCAUCUCCAAUUCCCCAGAUACUUCAAGCUCCCGCGCCUCCGGCUACCCAGGCUCAGGAACCUCCAAAUCCUACUCCUCCUGUACUACCUCCCCCUCCGCAUCCACAGCCACAAGUCCCUGUUACGAAGAUAGAGUCCUCUCCUAAUAUAUUCCACUUUUGUCCGAAUCCUCCAGGCCUAUGUACAUUCCGCCGUCGGGGGAAUUCCCACGAUUACGGCCUUCCAACUCCUUCUAGCAGCCCACACUGCUGUGCCGAACAGAGCUAUCAGUCGCUCCCUGACUAUAGAGAUACAUGCAGCUCUUGUUGCUACCAUAGGCGCAGUCGCCAUCACCACCACCACCAAUAUCAUCAUCAUAACCAUUGCUACCAACGAGACCCUAGGCUCCAUACCUUUUAUAAGUCCGGGAGCUUUGAUGAAGUGCAGGUUGUUCCGCCCGACAGCGCUAGAAGAUCUUAUGCCCACAGAGAGUCAUCGGCAUUAAGACAAGCUGAUCAGGCUGUUGUCAAAGACGCCAGCUCUUGGUCAAGACCGGCAAAUGGGAAUUGGGAUGAUAGUAAUGAUCGGGUGAGAAGACCUAGAUCUCCGACUCCUUCGCCUUCACCAGUGCGAGAUAGACGCCGUGUAGAGCCACGUCAAUUAUCUUCCUCCUUAAGGGACACACGGCCGCCUCAAGCAAAGGUAUGCAGAUUUGCGUCCGAUGAACCGCAAGAUCCGCCAAAUGUUCAAUAUCAAACUUGGAACAAUGGCCGCCUUGCAAGGGAAUAUAGCCGUACUAUAUCGCGCAGAGAUGAUAAUAACGAAGGGAGCGGCUGGUAUGAUGCCCCGGACUAUGAGAGGCAGGUCUCAACGAGACCCUCCAGAAAUGCCAGCAUUCAACGACGGCCGUCUCAAGUGAAUACAGAAAGGGCCCCUUCGGAAAUCUUAUUUGUUCCAAAGCCUCGGCGCCAGUUCGAGGCUAAGUACCGGACAUACCAACCAAAACAGCAGUGGGAUUAUGAGUCUCUGGAACGCGAGCCGGAGAGUCGUUUUAAAGAGUACCAACCCUCAAACCCCCGGAGAACAGCGGUUGCCAGCAGACGAAGCCAUGUGUACCCAGUUGUACGAGAUGAGCAGGAAGAAGAGGAUGCAGCUCAGGGGUAUAGUGAUCCAACGUACGAAAAGUGGAAUAACAAUCGCCAUAACAGUCAUGGAAUCAUCGAGGGCCCACGAGGGACGUAUAACCCUCAAAAUGCCCGAAACCCAAGUGGCCACCAAUAUAAGACGCAAGAGCGGUCGGUUGUCUGGUAA